Zophobas morio is the source of this 1181-nucleotide messenger RNA. RefSeq names its product kinesin-like protein KIF25. Gene Ontology annotation, molecular function: microtubule motor activity; ATP binding; microtubule binding. Lineage: Eukaryota; Metazoa; Arthropoda; Insecta; Coleoptera; Tenebrionidae. The transcript is spliced from 15 exons. Bases 447 to 1181 code for a protein of 244 amino acids. Gene Ontology annotation, biological process: microtubule-based movement. Gene Ontology annotation, cellular component: kinesin complex; microtubule. The record is from RefSeq and is a predicted model, not a curated record.
AAAAAAAUCAGCAAUUAGUGGAAAAUUUUAAUGAACUAUUCGCACGUUUACAAAAAAGAGAGACUGAGCUUGACUUUUUAAAGGAAACUAUAGAAGUUUGUACAAAAAGUUUGCAAGCAGAAAAAGAGCGACGACGUUGGAUACAACAAGAACUUUCGUUGUUAAGAGGAUGUAUUAGAGUGCACUGCCGUAUAAGAAAAGUUUUAUCUAUUGACUUUCCUGAAAAAACUGAAGUUGUUAGUAAAGUCGAUGAAGAAACUGUUGAAGUUUAUAAUCAGCGAGGCGAAAUAUACAAGAAAAACUAUGAAUUUGAUAAGGUUUAUUCCGCUUCUGAUUCGCAGGAGGUCAUUCACGCCGACAUUGCUCCGUACGUGACCAAUGCAAUUAGCGGCUACAACGUAUGCAUAUUGGCCUAUGGGCAAACAGGAUCUGGGAAAACUUAUACGAUGAUGGGCGUUCCACCAAAACUGAAUGGAAUCAUUCCUUUUGUUUCAAGCGAACUCUUUGAUAUCAUUGACACUAAAAAAUACUGCAACACAACUCUGCAUUGUUCGGUGCUGGAAAUUUACUGCGAAGAGUUACACGAUUUACUUAAAGAUAAAAGCGCCAAUGAGCCACGCUUGGAAAUUCGGGAAGAUUCCAGUGGUGCUAUCCACAUUCCAACUCUUACACAUAAAAAAGUUUGUAGCCACGUGGAACUUCUUGCGCUUAUUUCUAGUGCAGCUCAAAAAAGAAUAAAAUAUAAAACAAAUGUACACGCGGAUUCGAGCCGUUCUCAUUUUAUAGUCACUUUAAAUAUCUGCACCGUUUAUGACACUGGCAUUGAAGUAACUUCAAAACUUCAGUUGGUGGAUUUAGCGGGGAGUGAAUGUGUGGCGUUAUCUAAAGUUCAAGGAAAAAACCUGGAAGAGGCGAAGUUCAUAAACAAAUCGCUGUCUUCUUUGCUGGAUGUUUUGCAAACUCUCCGUAAAAAGGAAAAACAUGUGCCCUACAGAAACUCUAAGCUGACCCGUUAUCUAUCGGAUUCGCUUGGCGGAAAUUCAAAGUUUAUACUAAUCGUAUGUGUCUCGCCAACAAUUAAGUACAUAACCGAAACCAAACAAUCUCUUAAAUUUGGGGAAGAUGCGCGGGCCGUGGAAAGGGGAAAGAUUACUUCUAAUAAAAUGAAUACUAAGACAUAA